UCCGAACCCGGUUCUAUAGCCUGCUCGGCUGCUCCUCUCCAUCGCACUCCACUGCCCUCCGUCGUGCGUUGGGCUGAAAGGAGGUGAGAGAAGCGGAGGAGGAGGAAGAAGAAGAAGGCAGCAGGGUCGAGAGGCCUCGGGAUUCCGCAGUUCCUAUAGUUACAAGGUAGAGGAACGGGGCAGCACAUGGGGGUCACUGGUCAUGGUGUUACGGAUGUGGUUGGGAAGGGAGGGAGCUUCGUUCAAACCAAAGCUGGAGAAAAACCACCACCAACUUCCUCCCUUAAUCCCAACUGGGCACAGCUACAAGCGAAGCUGAAAACCGGAACCGGCAAACCAAGAGCUCGUCCCAUUCAAUCAUCGACCGCCAAUGUCAACCACGAAAAGUCUCUUCUAGGUAAGCGGAAGGAAAGGUCCGAUGAGGAAUCCUCGGCAUCAGCAUUGGCAGUGCUAACUCCGAAGAAUUCUGACUGCAGUUUAACAGAUGUGGUUGCAAUGGAUUGUGAGAUGGUCGGUGUCAGUUUCCAAGGAAGCAAGAGUGCUCUUGGAAGGGUCUCACUGGUGAACAGCUGGGGUAAUGUUGUAUAUGAUGAGUAUGCCCGUCCAUUAGAGUAUGUUGUUGAUUUUCGUUCAGAAAUAAGUGGAAUCCGACCUCAUAACCUGAGAAAAGCAAAGGAUUUCCACACUGUGCAGAAAGAUGUUGCUCAACUAAUCAAGGACAGGAUCCUUGUUGGCCAUGCUUUGCAUCACGAUCUCAAGGCUUUGCUAUUAUGUCAUCCUAAAAGAUGUACGAGAGAUACUUCUCAUUAUUUGCCUUUCAAAAACAAAGAAGGGAAGACAAGAGCACUUCGUGAUCUUGCAAAGGAGCAUCUUGGAGUAGAAAUUCAAAGAAAACAACAUUGUCCGAUUGAGGAUGCCCGGGCUGCUAUGCUUCUAUAUCAGAAGUACAGGAAAGAGUGGGAAAAGCAUGUAAAGGAACAACGGAGAUUUUCAAAGAAGCAAAGAAGACGUAAAAUUGCCAAAAAACAGACUGAGAAAGAUUAGACGACUGCUAGCGUAAUAUUUAACAAAUAUACAACACAAAAGUUUUUAGCACUUCUAUAGGACAGGGAGGAACAAACAUGAAGCUGUUGUGCAGUAUGACUCUGUCCUGUUGAAACUUUCGAAUUUGAUCAUUCAUAUGGGAAGAAUGUGCUGGCUUAAGCAUAUCCCUGUGUUUUGCAUCAAUUAUUUGCCAGAUGAAUAGGCUUGUCCCAGUUCUCUGACUUGGUUUAUCAAUGAAGUACAUUUUUUCUUUUAGCAUUUA
This is a messenger RNA of Nymphaea colorata (pocket water lily), 1306 nucleotides long. RefSeq names its product RNA exonuclease 4. Gene Ontology annotation, molecular function: nucleic acid binding; 3'-5' exonuclease activity. The coding region runs from base 187 to 1044 and encodes 285 amino acids. Gene Ontology annotation, biological process: rRNA processing. The transcript has 9 exons. Gene Ontology annotation, cellular component: nucleus. The record is from RefSeq and is a predicted model, not a curated record. Lineage: Eukaryota; Viridiplantae; Streptophyta; Magnoliopsida; Nymphaeales; Nymphaeaceae.